Oppiella nova is the source of this 794-nucleotide messenger RNA. The record is from the annotation of a GenBank genome assembly. NCBI's taxonomy places the organism in Eukaryota, Metazoa, Arthropoda, Arachnida, Sarcoptiformes, Oppiidae.
AAAUGGAUGAAAAACAUUGCAUUUGUUUCACGAUUUAAACCACAAUUUGAUCCCAAUUUGCGCUCAUUUACCACCAAUUGUCUCGUUGUCUGCGGUUGUGGUCACCAGUUGUCUCCCAUUGAGACCAAAUGGCGGACGUGUUAGACAUUCUCGAGUUGGACCACCCGUCCAACGAUGGCCUGCCGGCCGACAACCGGAAGGUGCGGAGGAAGCGAGCGUCGGAUCAGCUGUUCAAACGACCCGAAGGAAUGCACAGAGAGUUAUAUGCCUUACUAUAUGCGGACAAUAAGGACAACCCAUCGCUGAUCCCCACAGACAUCGGCUUUUUAUAUGCCUUACUAUAUGCGGACAAUAAGGACAACCCAUCGCUGAUCCCCACAGACAUCGGCUUUCAGAACAAAUCGAUGGUUGGAUACAAACAAAUCAAAGCCAAACUCGGACUCAAGAGAGUGCGGCCAUGGAUUUGGACCCGAUUUAGUCCCAAGGAGAAGAUAGAGUUAUAUCACUGGCGGCGAGAAGUGGACAAAAACAAAGAGUAUCCGUUCGCUCGACUCAAUACCGUGAUCGAAAUCCCUGUCUAUAACGACACGGAAUACCAGCAGUUGUUGUCGAGUGAUGUGUGGAGUAAAGCGGAAACCGACCAUCUCUUCGAUCUGUGCCGUCGUUUUGACCAGAGAUUCGUUAUAAUCCACGACCGCUGGGAUAGGAAUACAUUCGCCAUCCGUUCCGUCGAAGACCUCAAAGACCGCUUCUACAGUGUGUGCAACGCGUUGGCCAAAGUGCGGGCCCUCCCG